UUGGUGCAAUAAUCUUUUAUUUGUUUUUUAAAUCAAACACAACAAUGAAAAUCUUAUCCUGUUCUGAGCUUUUAUCUGACUGACACAUUGUAACAAACCAUCAGUUUGGAUGAAAAGUAAAAACAUGAGUUAUAAUUGCAAAACAAGUCGGUGCAGGAGACAUCGCAAUACGAGACAGCAGCGGCCAUAAAGCUUCAUAGACGUCUGGGGGGGGGGGGCGCACCACAUGAUCUCUGGUGAACUGGGCCGAGGAAAUGCCUGAGGGUUUAGUGGUUUAAAGAAGUCGAAUUAGACGGCAAAGGUUCAAUGGACAGGAGAACAUGAGUCUGCAUAAUGUGCUGUGUACAGAAAAUGAAUCCUAUAGACUGUAGACUGUGUGUUAAGAAAUAAAUAUAAAUACACAUACAUGCUUCAGAGUGGAAGUCAGUGAAGUAACUUAGGAUCAGUGACCCCACCAGCAGAAUAGUGAGUACAGCUCUGGAGUAUAAUACAGGAUAUAACUCAGGAUCAGUACAGGAUAAGUAAUGUAAUGUAUGUACACAGUGACCUCACCAGCAGAAUAGAGAGUACAGCUCUGGGGUAUAAUACAGGAUAUAACUCAGGAUCAGUACAGGAUAAGUAAUGUAAUGUAUGUACACAGUGACCUCACCAGCAGAAUAGUGAGUACAGCUCUGGAGUAUUACAGGAUAUAACUCAGGAUCAGUACAGGAUAAGUAAUGUAAUGUAUGUACACAGUGUCCUCACCAGCAGAAUAGUGAGUACAGUUCUGGAGUAUGAUACAGGAUAUAACUCAGGAUCAGUACAUGAUAAGUAAUGUUAUGUAUGUACACAGUGACCUCACCAGCAGAAUAGUGAGUACAGCUCUGGAGUAUAAUACAGGAUAUAACUCAGGAUCAGUACAGGAUAAGUAAUGUAAUGUAUAUACACAGUGACCUCACCAGCAGAAUAGUGAGUACAGCUCUGGAGUAUAAUACAGGAUAUAACUCAGGAUCAGUACAGGAUAAAUAAUGUAAUGUAUGUACACAGUGACCUCACCAGCAGAAUAGUGAGUACAGCUCUGGAGUAUAAUACAGGAUAUAACUCAGGAUCAGUACAGGAUAAGUAAUGUAAUGUAUGUACACAGUGACCUCACCAGCAGAAUAGUGAGUACAGCUCUGGAGUAUAAUACAGGAUAUAACUCAGGAUCAGUACAGGAUAACUAAUGUAAUGUAUGUACACAGUGACCUCACCAGCAGAAUAGUGAGUACAGCUCUGGAGUAUAAUACAGGAUAUAACUCAGGAUCAGUACAGGAUAAGUAAUGUAAUGUAUGUACACAGUGACCUCACCAGCAGAAUAGUGAGUACAGCUCUGGAGUAUAAUACAGGAUAUAACUCAGGAUCAGUACAGGAUAAGUAAUGUAAUGUAUGUACACAGUGACCCCACCAGCAGAAUAGUGAGUACAGCUCUGGAGUAUAAUACAGGAUAUAACUCAGGAUUAGUACAGGAUAAGUAAUGUAAUGUAUGUACACAGUGACCUCACCAGCAGAAUAGUGAGUACAGUUCUGGAGUAUAAUACAGGAUAUAACUCAGGAUCAGUACAGGAUAAGUAAUGUAUGUACACAGUGACCUCACCAGCAGAAUAGUGAGUACAGCUCUGGAGUAUAAUACAGGAUAUAAUUCAGGAUCAGUACAGGAUAAGUAAUGUAAUGUAUGUACACAGUGAUCUCACCAGCAGAAUAGUGAGUACAGCUCUGGAGUAUAAUACAGGAUAUAACUCAGGAUCAGUACAGGAUAAGUAAUAUAAUGUAUAUACACAGUGACCUCACCAGCAGAAUAGUGAGUGCAGCUCUGGAGUAUAAUACAGGAUAUAACUCAGGAUCAGUACAGGAUAAGUAAUGUAAUGUAUGUACACAGUGACCUCACCAGCAGAAUAGUGAGUGCAGCUCUGGAGUAUAAUACAGGAUAUAAGUGUAUAUGAGAUGACGGUCCCUCAUAUUAUCCUCCUCUGAUUCCAAUGUCACCGGCCGCCAUUAUUUUCCACCCUGUAAUGUAUUCGCCCUCACAAUCUUCCCCGGGGAGGGGGUAAUGCUUUAACCUGUUUCCAGCCAAGUGGAACCCCUCCCCCGUAUCUCAGCCGCAUCCAGCACUUCUGAUGAUUUCCCAUGGACACAAGACUCUCCUGCCACUUCGGGCUCUGUUUGCUGCUCCUGGGGUCUCUUUCGGGGGUCUCCGCAGUACCAGAUGAUGAAUGUCCGGACGCACUCCCGGCCCGGGAGAACUGCGACUACGAUGAAGUCUGUGAGGAUUCUUCAUGUCCGUACAACGAAUAUGUCACCUGUCACCUGAACCGCUGCGGGACGUGCGAGGCCAUAUACAGCGGAUACGAUAACCUGACCGUCAACUGUGACCAGCUGACCCCCAAGUGUCGUCUGAUGCACCUAGAGAUGCUGCACAAGAGUCGCAGUGGGCGGAGCCAUCCGGGUAGGGGUAAGACUGAGACCGACAACGUGUACGACCCAGAGUGUGAGGAGAACGGAGCCUUCAAAGCAAAACAAUGCGAUGAAGACUCCACCCUGUGCUGGUGCGUGGACAGCGCUGGGGUCAGGGUCACCGACAAGACCAGCGAUGACCCCAAGUGUGAUCAGCUGAUCAGCGUGCAUCUCAUUCAGAUUCAUUUCACCUUCAAAGUGGACGCGGCACUGCUAAAUGGGAAGGGGGAGGAGCUCCACAGGAAGCUGAUGGCUGAAGUCUCGCGGUUUCUGCUCCGAGCUCCGCAGAUCUUACAAGUGAUGGUUCACGAUCUCAGUCACGAGGUCACCAUGAAGCUGUUCUCUACCAAUGGAACCAAGGAUCCUGUGGACAUAGCGACAGUGGCGUAUUACAUCGAGCGGGAGUUAAAGCGCAGCGCGUUCGCGGUUCCCCUGGAUGGAUGGAAUCUGCAGGUCGACACCGAAUCCAUCCGGGUUUUGUUUUUUGACAAUGAGCCGCCCCGAAUCAACAUGAAAAGCAUCUCCCCCGGGUUCGCUGCCAUCAUUAUCAUCAUCGCCCUGGCUAUUCUCACUGGGAUCGCAGUGUUUGCGGUGUUACAGAGGAGAGCAGAGCAGGAGCGCAUUCAGUUUGAAGUCAUUGAGGGUCACGAGCUGGAGGAUCAGCAGAGGGACGACCUCCGAUACUAUUACUCCUGAUCCCAUAAAGAGGAAGAUUCUUCAGUAACAUUUUCAUAGUAGUCGGCACUACUACCCCCGUAAUCUCUCACCUUCAGCAAGUCUCACUGCAACGCUAGCUGCUCCUGCUCACCAGAUAAGUUCCAAAGCCCCAGAAAAGCAGUUUAAAGAAAGAUGGCCGUCACUCACCGCUCCAUAGAUAAAAUUCUUUAUGGUAAAACUGCAGACAUUGCGAGGUGCAACACGGACAGAUCUCCAGGGUACGCCGCUGGUCAGCCACAUGCCGGGUAACAGCUGUUUACAUCCGCAUCGAAUGGGUCAUGAUGGGUCUGAUGAAGCGUGCGGACGCACGUGCAAACAGCUGUUACCCGACAUGUUGCGGACCUGUGGCGUAUCCUGAAGAUCUGUCCGUGUUGCACCUUGCUAUGUCUGCACUUUUACCAUAAAGAACUCUGUUAUCUAUGGAGCGGUAAGUGACGACCAUCUUUCUUUAUACUUGCAUUCUUCAGUAACAUCCCGAGCCGCGGAUCCAUAUAACGGACAGAGCCCUGAGAACACGGCGGUCACUUCUGAAGGACGCAGCACUAAGGCCUCCCCAGGAU
Molecule: messenger RNA, 3746 nt
Organism: Hyla sarda
Lineage: Eukaryota; Metazoa; Chordata; Amphibia; Anura; Hylidae
Product: epithelial cell adhesion molecule-like
Exons: 9
Coding region: 2143-3165 (340 amino acids)
Cellular component (GO): membrane
Source: RefSeq, a predicted model, not a curated record